CCGCUGGAAACAGAAGCUCCAGCGAAUGUUUUCAACUCCUGAGUCCACUCAGCCAUGUCCCCCUUGCAAAAUCCUCCCCUUCCCGCACCCCCCUGCACCCAGCCAGCCAAUCCGCAGCCUGCGAGCCUCGCCAGACCCAUCUCCCAGGGCCUCGGCGGGAUAAAACCAGUCUGCGAUGCUGGGUGGAUGGGAACAAACUUCAGAACCAGAAGAGAAGCUGGGCCCAAGCCACCAGCGUGGGCAGGUGGACGCAGGCAGUGAGGGCCUGCGGCCAGCCGGCCAGGGCAGCGUGGCGCGGGCACAGCCGCGACCUGCGUGAGGAAGCCCCGAGUGUUCCGCAGACUGUGAGCGACUCCCCGGCGAUGCCUCACAACUCCAUCAGAUCCGCUGUCCCUGGGAACGUUGUCGUUUUAGGCCAUGGAGGGCUGAACCAGCUGGGAGGGGCCUUUGUGAAUGGCAGACCCCUACCGGAAGUGGUCCGCCAACGCAUCGUAGAUCUGGCCCAUCAGGGUGUGAGGCCCUGCGACAUCUCUCGCCAGCUCCGUGUCAGCCAUGGCUGUGUCAGCAAGAUCCUUGGCAGGUACUACGAGACUGGCAGCAUCCGGCCUGGAGUGAUUGGGGGCUCCAAGCCCAAGGUGGCCACGCCCAAGGUGGUGGAGAAGAUUGGGGACUACAAGCGGCAGAACCCCACCAUGUUCGCCUGGGAGAUCCGAGACCGGCUCCUGGCUGAGGGUGUCUGUGACAACGACACUGUGCCCAGUGUCAGCUCCAUCAACAGAAUCAUCCGGACCAAAGUGCAGCAACCUUUCAAUCUCCCCAUGGACAGCUGCGUGGCCACCAAGUCUCUGAGCCCGGGACACACACUGAUCCCCAGCUCAGCUGUCACACCCCCGGAGUCACCCCAGUCUGAUUCCCUGGGCUCCACCUACUCCAUCAAUGGGCUCCUGGGAAUUGCUCAGCCUGGCAGCAGCAGCGACAGCAAGAGGAAGAUGGAUGACAGUGACCAGGACAGCUGCCGCCUGAGCAUCGACUCACAGAGCAGCAGCAGUGGGCCCCGAAAGCACCUUCGCACAGACGCCUUCAACCAGCACCACCUUGAGUCACUUGAGUGCCCAUUUGAGCGACAGCACUACCCGGAGGCCUAUGCCUCCCCCAACCACACCAAAGGCGAGCAGGGCCUCUACCCACUGCCCUUGCUCAACAGUGCCCUGGAUGAUGGGAAGGCCACCCUGACCCCUUCUAACACGCCCCUGGGGCGCAACCUCUCGACUCACCAGACCUACCCAGUGGUGGCAGCUCCGCCUUUUUGGAUCUGCAGCAAGUCGGCUCCGGGGGCCCAGUCGGCGCCUCGGUCCCGCCCUUCAAUGCCUUUCCCCAUGCUGCCCCCGUGUACGGGCAGUUCACGGGCCAGGCCCUACUCUCAGGGCGAGAGAUGGUGGGACCCACGCUGCCCGGAUACCCACCCCACAUCCCCACCAGUGGACAGGGCAGCUAUGCCUCUUCUGCCAUCGCAGGCAUGGUGGCAGGAAGUGAAUACUCUGGCAAUGCCUACGGCCACACCCCCUACUCCUCCUACAGCGAGGCCUGGCGCUUCCCCAACUCCAGCUUGCUGAGUUCCCCGUAUUAUUACAGUUCCACAUCAAGGCCAAGUGCACCGCCCUCCACUGCCACGGCCUUUGACCAUCUGUAGUUGCCAUGGGAGUGACCAGGCAACAGGAGGACUCAGCCUGGGACAGGCCCCAGAGAGUCAUACAAAGGAAUCUUUAUUUAUUACAUGAAAAAUAACCACAAUUCCAGCAUUGCAGCUCACUCCCUGUGUGGUUAAUUUAAUGAACUAUGAAAGACAGGAGGAUCUUGGAGAAGGCCAAAUGUCUUCCAAGACUCCUUGAAGAGGGACAGGAGUCCCAGGGGAUGAGAAUCAUUCCAUUCCAAAAGUGACAGGAGGAGAAAUGUGCCUGGGCUGGUACCCACCCAAGGAGAGAAGAGGAACCCAUGGAGCUCAAGGGGGAUGACAGAUGGGACCUGCCUGGCCCAAGGGCACACAAGGACCAUGUGCAUAGCUCUUCCAACCAUACAACUCCAGCAGUUGUGGACUAAGCAGGUCUUUCCAGCCCACUGAUCACAGCCUGUGCCAAGGCUCUCCCCAUCGGUCACCCUGAGAAUCAUCUCGUCCAGUCUCCUGCCCUCUGCUGUCCAGCUUGCUUGGCUCUCCCUACACUUCCCUUCUGGGCAUGGGUGGAAGGCUAGGCAAAUAGACCAGAAAUUCCACCGGGUUGUCAGCUGACCUCCCUUUCUCUGUUGCUGUGAGUGUACAAGCACCACCCCAGCCUCUCCCAUAGCAGCUCAUCUCUUUGGCAGCUGCCAUCAGCCAGAAAGCAACUGGAGACAGACAUCCCAAAGGGCCCUGGCCCCUGGGGGAUGAGGUGCAGCUCUGCCCAGAGCAGAGGCAAGCAGAAUGGUAGAGACUGAUUUCCUUCCCAACAGCUCCUGCCAAGCCAAUGGUGCGCCUGCACUCCACCCCACGCAGCCACCAAGGAGACCCUGAAGCACCCCCUGAAGCCAGCAAGGAGGGUCCCUCUCUGGCCCCCACAGAUCCUUCCCCUAAGACCUGAUUGUAAAUAUUGUAAAUGAAGCUCUAUUUGGGUCAAGCUUCCCUCUUUCCAUCUCCCACUUUGCCCUCUUGAGUGAAUUGUCUCCCCACCAUGUUGGGCUUCUCUCCUUGAUGCUUCUUUCUUUUUUAAGGACAACCCACCAUUGCCACAUGACUCAAUAAACCAUUACUCUUCUUCUUA
Heterocephalus glaber (naked mole-rat) is the source of this 2792-nucleotide messenger RNA. It is a transcript of the gene Pax8, whose product is annotated as paired box 8. Lineage: Eukaryota; Metazoa; Chordata; Mammalia; Rodentia; Bathyergidae. Gene Ontology annotation, biological process: anatomical structure development; regulation of transcription by RNA polymerase II. The record is from RefSeq and is a predicted model, not a curated record. Gene Ontology annotation, molecular function: DNA-binding transcription factor activity, RNA polymerase II-specific; RNA polymerase II cis-regulatory region sequence-specific DNA binding.